CAAUCAAGCUGAGUCCAACAAGCAGGAGGCGCGUGAGCACAAUGCCACCGCACGACAAUCAGCUGCAGCCACUGCCAGAGCCGGUGGCGGGACAGGACCCAAAGUUACACCACUGGUGGAGGAAUGGCCAUGGGGAUGGAAAAUUACUAUACUAGUGGUCCAAACAUGUCUGCUGGAUAUGGAUAUGGAUAUGGUACCAGUCAUCAUGACACCAACAACAUGCACUAUAAGAAAAAAGAGUUUAGGCAACAUUUUUUUAACGACGCAUUUUUAAACGUCAUUAUUUUUAAAUAUUUAAUGACGUUUUACAAAACGUCGCAUAUUUAUUUAAUAAAACGACACCGUUUUAUAAUAGAAAACGCCUCCAAAUGCGUUGUGCCUCACGCGCUUGUCUCCCCCUCUUUUUAAACCCUAAUUUUGAAUCUGAGACUCACCUAAGACCCAAAUCUCGACCCCUCUCUCUCUCUCUCUCUCUCUAAAUCUCAGAGUGAUUUCAAAGCUCCACUGCCUGUUCAUUCUCAGAGCGAGGUAGCGUAUAAACAGAUUUUGUCUGUUGAUAUAGAAAAAUCAACAAAUUGUAAAUGAACUUUCUGACAAGUGCAUGUUCAAAAGAAGUUUGCACCAACGAAGUGAUUUCAUCGCAGAGAUUCAGAGCGAUUUCAUCUCAGUGAUUUCAUCGCAGAGAUUUAGAGAUUCAGAUCGGUCUUCACCAUCUACACCAUCGUCUGCUAAGGUCAAAAGGCCGUCAAAUUUUGUGGAUUUCUAUUCUUAUGCAUUUCGAUGCUGCUUAACAGGAAAAACAGGAGUAUUGACAUUGAGAGCAUUUGCCAAUUACUUGAUCUUGUUCUAGGGUCCCAAUCCCGUGCCCAGGUCAACUACUUUGUUGAGUACUUGAGGACACAAAUUGAUUACAAGGUCAUAAACAUAGACCAAUGGAUGGGUUUCUAUCGGUUUUGCAAUGAGGGAACAUGCAGAGUCAAAAUGAAACAACUGCAGUUUAUGGGAAUUGCUUGUACUGUCAUGUUGUUCAUAGUAUACAGAACCACAAAUUAUCAAUAUCGACAGACAGCGAUAGACGAACGAUUGAACCCUUUCUACAUGUCGAAGUUGUUUUAUGAACUUGCACUUGAUAGGUGAUUUGUCUUACAAUAGUUUUGCUAGUUUACCUUGUGGCAUCAUUCAAGCUGGUUCAGAUUUGGAGUUAAAACCUCUAUGGUCAACAAGUAGUUCAAGGGAAAAGGUUGAUGUUUCAAGCUCUCAUAACUUACUAGCAACAGACAAGAUUAUGGCAUUAUGUUUUUUUGGCAAUUUCCCUGCCCAUUGACAUACAUUUUAAAAGGUUAAUCAGAGGAAUGUUUAUUGGGGCUUUUGGAUUCGAAAACAGUAUGUUACUCAUCAAGUGGAGUUCUUACCAGCUACAGAAAAAGUAGCUCAUUUCAAAUCAGUCUUUGAUUUGGGUUAUUUUUCCCUUUGAUUCAAGCAGACCCACUCGAUACUAAUUUUUCUUAUACAAGACAAAUCUGGUUUUUGUUUUGGUAAUAAUGAAUGAUUUAUAUCUGAGUAUUGGAUGUUUCUUCUUUACGGUUGAGAUAAUUGGUUUGCAUUGUCGGCUAUGGUAAUGACUUUGGCCCUUUUUAUUAUGUGUUUUGGGGCUAUCUUGAUUUUAUAAGCAAUUUUUAGACUCUUUUUGUUUGUUCGUCAAAUCUUUUGCAGGUAUUAAUGAUUAUCAUAAGCAUACUUGAUGGCCAUCUUA
Camellia sinensis is the source of this 1753-nucleotide messenger RNA. RefSeq lists its product as uncharacterized. The record is from RefSeq and is a predicted model, not a curated record. Gene Ontology annotation, biological process: protein neddylation. Gene Ontology annotation, cellular component: ubiquitin ligase complex. NCBI's taxonomy places the organism in Eukaryota, Viridiplantae, Streptophyta, Magnoliopsida, Ericales, Theaceae. Gene Ontology annotation, molecular function: ubiquitin conjugating enzyme binding; cullin family protein binding; ubiquitin-like protein binding.